AUUUGAACUGCUCUGUGGUGUGUGAUUGUUGCUUGCAUAAUUGCUGUCACCUUCAACCAAUCAAAAUGGGGUAUGCCGAAUUAGUCGCUGACGUCAUCCGAAAUGUAACCACUACACCAGCGGCGGAUCUGGAGGAGGCGGGACCGGGAAUAUCCCACGAGGUCUACUCCAAACUGGUGCCCUUCAUCAUCGGCGUGAUAACGCUGGUUGGUUUGGUUGGUAACUCCAUCGUGGUCUACGUCAUCGUGUGCCAGGGCCACCUCAAGACGGUUACCAACUACUACAUCGUGAACCUGGCCAUUACGGAUAUCUUCUACCUGGUAUUCUGCGCCCCUUUCACGGCCUCGCUGUACGCCACCACGAGCUGGCUCUUCGGGCAGUUCAUGUGCAAGUUUGUCUUCUACAUGAUGCAAGUGACUGCCCAAGCGACAUGUGCCACGCUGACAGCGAUGAGUAUCGACCGUUAUUACGCCAUCACCGACCCGCUGAAAUCACUCAAGACUCGGACGCCACGAGUCGCCAUCGUCGUCAGCGUUGUGAUCUGGACAGGUUCAGCUCUGCUUGCUAUACCCGUCGCCGUCUACUUCAACGACGUGGAAUUCGCAGAUGGCAACGAGACCUACCAAUUCUGCCGAGCGACCUGGCCUUACCCGAUCUUCUACCCUGGCUACGCCGUGUACUGCUUCGUCAUGCUCUACGUCAUCCCGCUGUCCAUCAUCGCCGUGUGUUACACCAUCGUCCUGAACCGUCUCUGGAAGACCGUUGCCCCAACAGAGGAGUCCCACGCACCGGUCCACCUCCGGAUACUGAUGCAGAAGCGGCGCGUCACGCGCAUGAUCCUGGCCGUGGUCCUGGCCUUCGCCGCCUGCUGGAUCGGCGUGCACGUCAUGUCGCUCUGGCGUGGCAUCGACCCGGAUAACUUCCCGAAAACCAACAUGGUCGUCUUUGUGUAUCAGGUCUUCGCCCACCUCUUGUCCUACCUGAACUCCUGCGUCAAUCCGUUCGUCUACGCUUUCAUGGGCGGGAACUUCCGCAAGCAGAUGGUCCGGGCCUUUCCGUUCAUGAAGGGGAAGAAAAACUCCGCCACGGACGGCCCGUCCGGUAGUCUGAUCAAAUCUAAAUCCACACAGGUCUAAUAGCUUUUCAUGUCUUAUUAUGGAAUCGUGCUGCAGUUGGUACGACACAAAACUUCAAAUCGAGAACGAACGGUUCAUGGACCCCGUGCGCCCUCAACGGUUACAAAAGGAAAGUUGUGAGAGACCACUGUAUGGGAGGGAUUCUUGCGCCGUGCGCUCACGCGGUUUGUCCUUCCCACUGGAACGAGUGGUGACAAAGCGCCUCCUACUGUUCAUGCACGGCAUCCAUUAUGGCAGCAAUUUCUCUGCAUGACCCCCGAGUAUUAGCACGUGAUAUGGGUCAAAUCAAGAAAGCAUUCCCCGUGGUGGCUGGUUGUAAAAUACUUCGCUGCUGCAGUACGCAAACUCUGUGUUGGUGCAUUCAACAUAAUUGCCGCGUGUUUCACGCCAGUUAGAGGGAUCUAUUGGGCGACCAAUAUUGCUGUCUCGCCUUCUUGAGAAGCUGACCUUUUGAGGUCCAAUGCCUGGUAUUCAGUUUACAUACCAUGGCAAACAGUGGUGUACGCACAAAACCAGUUAAUUGCUUAUGGUUGAGCGUACGAGUGCCUGUCCGUCGUUGGUCAAUGCAGGACAGGUACCCAGUCGUCUUUGAUUGGUUAUGCAAUGUUUACUGAAAAUAGGCUGGUGCUGAGGAUAAACAAAAGUGUCUGAAUUUUAAGACCAUAGCCCGGAUGUUACCUAUUCAUUGAUAUAAACACUAAAAUAAGUAAAUUAAAUUAGUUUAAGAGUUAAUAUAGUGGAUAUUGAUAAAACAAAUCUUAAUAUAAAUUCGAAUAAUUUGUUUUUAAAUUGUAUUCAUCAUUUCGGGGUUCUGUUAUAAGGUCUCAAAGUAUUCCCAUCAUUUUAUCCCUGUGGAAAAUGUACACAAAGUUUUGAAGGAAACAAAUGCAUUCGACUAUCUUAUGGCAUAUGCUUGCUCGUGUAGUUGUUUUUGUUGACAAAAGGGCAAAUUUUCUUUCACCGAAACUCCAAUUUUGGUCACAAAACAUGAUUUUGGGCGAGACAUUAAUAACAAUCCACAGAGUCCCAUUCGAUCGACAAUGGAA
Messenger RNA from Patiria miniata (bat star), 2182 nucleotides. Its product is annotated as G-protein coupled receptor 54-like. Bases 66 to 1136 code for a protein of 356 amino acids. Lineage: Eukaryota; Metazoa; Echinodermata; Asteroidea; Valvatida; Asterinidae. Gene Ontology annotation, cellular component: membrane. Gene Ontology annotation, biological process: G protein-coupled receptor signaling pathway. The record is from RefSeq and is a predicted model, not a curated record. Gene Ontology annotation, molecular function: G protein-coupled receptor activity. The transcript has 3 exons.